Coniosporium apollinis CBS 100218 is the source of this 852-nucleotide messenger RNA. RefSeq lists its product as uncharacterized. The record is from RefSeq and is a predicted model, not a curated record. Gene Ontology annotation, molecular function: histone binding. The coding region runs from base 1 to 852 and encodes 283 amino acids. The transcript has 5 exons. Gene Ontology annotation, biological process: DNA replication-dependent chromatin assembly; nucleosome assembly; nucleosome disassembly. Gene Ontology annotation, cellular component: nucleus. NCBI's taxonomy places the organism in Eukaryota, Fungi, Ascomycota, Dothideomycetes.
AUGUCGGUUGUAUCACUGCUCAACGUCACGGUCUUGAACAAUCCGGCACCAUUCAACUCGUCGUACGAGUUCGAAAUCACCUUCGAGUGCCUGGAGCAACUGCAGAAGGACCUUGAAUGGCGGCUGACCUACGUCGGCUCCGCUACUUCGUCAGAGUUCGAUCAAACCCUUGACGAGCUGUCUGUCGGCCCAGUCCCCGUUGGCGUCAACAAGUUCGUCUUCGAGGCCGACUCUCCAAAGCUGAACCGCAUUCCAAACAACGAGAUCCUCGGAGUCACCGUUAUCCUCCUCUCGUGCAGCUACGACGGCAGAGAGUUUGUGCGUGUGGGAUACUAUGUCAACAACGAGUACGCCGAUGAAGCUCUGAACGCGGAUCCUCCUGCCAAGCCCAUUGUCGAGAAGGUUCGACGCAACAUCCUUGCGGAGAAGCCUAGAGUCACGCGAUUUGCUAUCAAGUGGGACUCCGAAGAGUCUGCCCCACCAGAGUUCCCGCCCGAUCAGCCGGAAGCCGAUACGGCCGAAGACGAUGGCACCACAUACGGCGUUGAGGAGGAAGAAGAGGAGCUCGCUGAAGAGGCUGCCGUUGCCGCCUCGCUAGGCGAGGACGCAGAAAUGGCCGGUGUUGAGGACACUGCCGCCGAUGUCAAGGAGGAUGACGCGGCAUCCGAGGCCGGCAGCGAGGACCUUGAGGCAGAGAGUAGCGGCAGUGAUGACGAGGAUGAAGACGAGGAAGUCGAAGGCGAUGGUGAUGAGGAAAUGGAUGUCGGUGAAGACGGAGAGAAGGUGCCCGAGGUCAAAGGCCAUGACUCCCCCGUCAGCCACCUUCAGACUCAGGAUGUGAUGGUGCACUAA